GGAUCCUUCUGAGCGACUGCUGCAUAUUUUCUACACUUGUUUGGGCUUCCAGUGAUCCCACCUUGAACCUGUCAUGUUGAAGGGCCAGAGGAGCAACAGGGGAUUCAAGUUGCAGCGCAGUUUUAUGAGGAGUCGGCGAGAGUGAUGAACUCUGAGCAGGAAAGGCCGUUUGUGUGCAGUGCCCAUGGCUGUUCUCAGCGUUUCCCCACGGAGGACCAUCUGAUGAUCCACCGUCACAAGCAUGAGAUGACCCUGAAGUUUUCCUCCAUAAAGAAUGACAACAUGUUAUCAGACCAGACCCCGACCCCAACACGCUUCUUGAAAAACUGUGAAGAAGUGGGACUGUUCAGCGAACUGGACUGUUCUAUAGAGCAGGAGUUCCGGAAGGCCCAGGAAGAAGAGGACAACAAACAGGUAGAGAAAAUGAGAAACAUAUCUCUACAUGGCCAGAGUCAGCAGCAUCACUCUCGGAUGGGGAACCAUGAGGGUGGCAUCGUGAUCCAGCAGGCCCUGCCGUCUCCCCAGUCCAGCUCCGUCAUCACCCAGGCCCCCUCCACCAACAGGCAGAUAGGGCCUGUACCUGGCUCCUUGUCCUCGCUACUACACCUGAGGAACAGACAGAGACAGCCUCUGCCCGCCUCCAUGGCUGGAACCCUGCCUGACCCAACCAUGCAAGGCUCCUCUGUACUAAUGCCUAUGGAGAGGCAGAUGUCCAUGGGCCCCAUGAUGGGGAUGCAGGGACCUAGCCACCCCAACUCCUGCUCCUCCUCCCCCCACGGACCCUCCAUGCAUUCUGAAGCCAAGCUGAGGCUGAAGGCGGCGCUCGCACACCACUCGGGAGCCAUCGUCAACGGCAACAUGAACAGCAUGGGUCACAUGAUGGAGAUGAUGUCAUCGCGGCAGGAGCAGGGAGGCGGCCACCACCACAUGCACCCCUCGCACCCCCACCAGCACCUGCAGGCUCCGCCCCACGGCCACGCCUACCAGCAUCACCCCCACCACCACCACAGCGGGCACGGCCAGGGCGGGCACCACCCGCCGCAAGGACACAACCCUCACCACAACGCCCACCCUCCUCACCUCCACCCUGGGCACCAGCACCAGACCUCACCCCACCCCCCGCUGCACUCUGGACCCGGGUCACAUCCACAGUUGUCACCAGCGGCCCAGCAGAUGCAGCCCAGCCAGACGCUGCAUUCCCCGGCACCUAGUGGUGGACGCCGCAGGCGGACGGUGGACGAGGACCCCGACGAACGUCGCCGGAAGUUUCUGGAAAGAAACCGCGCAGCGGCCACGCGGUGCAGACAGAAGAGGAAAGUGUGGGUGGUGUCACUGGAGAAGAAGGCCGAAGAGCUCACCCAGACCAACAUGCAGCUUCUGAAUGAGGUGACCAUGCUGAAGAACGAGGUGACACAACUGAAGCAGCUCCUCCUCACCCACAAAGACUGCCCCAUCACAACCAUGCAGAAAGACACCCAAGGUUACCUCAGUCCAGACAGCAGUCCAGCUGACAGCCCCACCCCCGCCUGCUCCCAGCAACAGGUCAUCCAGCACAACACCAUCACCACAUCCACCUCCACGACAGGAGGGGGCAGCACAGUGCACGGCCCACCCAACCACCGCACAGACAUCCACCCCAUCCACUAGAGCGGAGAGAGACUGCAGUAGCCCCGCCCCUCCGCAACCCCCGUAGCCCACCCAACAGGCCUGCAGGUCUCUCUGGGGGCUGCCUCUCUGUCUGUCUGUGUGGGACGGCCAGCCUCGCGCGCCGCCUCUUCGGGACCUGGUCUGGAGAAUCACCCGGAGCCUGUGAGGCCACUCUUUAUACUGUAGCUAUAGUAGUAUUUUUGUAGACCCUUUCAGCUCUGUUCUCUGGGUCUGUCUUCAUCUCGCUUCGUCCACCAUGUCUGUCCGUCUUAUUUUUCAUAUCCGUGUUUUUGACUUGUACUAAAAAGGGAGUUUUGUAAUUCGUGCAGGAUAGCCCAUGUGUCUUGUUCUGGUCCAAAGCCCCGCUGGGGUCACUAUAGUGACACAGCAAAGGGACACUUCUGCUACCCACCCCACCACCUCUGCGACCUCUGCGACCUCUGCGACCUCUGCGACCUCUGCGACCUCUGCGACCUCUGCGACCUCGGUAUUGUCCCAUAUGGCACCUUAUUGUAUCUCUGAAUCUCAACCCAGCCCGUUGCCCUUAGCGUGCUGAGAGGGGCCCUGUGCUGUUAUGUUUUGCUAACUGAACUCUGAGGGCAACGCACUUGUGGCUUAAGUGAUGCAAUUUACAUUCCACUUUUAAACAAUAAAACAAGCAUGUUCCAAUGAACAAAUCCCUCCUGUCGUUUUACAAGAUAUAAACCCUGGUAACAGUUACGUUUUCAAUUUAGCAUGCACUUCAUUUACGUGCCACGUCACCACAUCAAACGUGAACCAAUGCAAGUGUUGUAUAAUUAGAGAACAACUAUCCAUUGUGUGAAAUUGCACAAGCUAAAAAAUCAAAUGGCACUUUAUGUAGACUCGAUGGAAGGGGCAGCCGGAGGGUCUAAUUGGCCCCUACGUCCUCUAUAAUUUGGGCCACCUUUGGGACCCUUGUCUAGAUGCCGGAAGUGAAUGCAAGCAGAGGGCCUGGGAUAAGGGUGUCAUUUACGAUUUAAAAUCCGCCGUGGGCACUACUUUCGAACAAAGCCCUGUGUGGAAACGGUGUCCUACCUAGGGAACAGAGUGCCAUCUGGGACAAAGCCGUGUGUGUGUCUGUCUGUGACCGAUGCAGCGCGUGUGUCAGAGGCCAUGGCAGGGUGUUAGAGAGGUGGGUCACAUGCUGGGUGUGUAGCAUCCUGUUUCCCAGCCAAUCCUCCGCUACCAGUUACAUACAUUUGUGAUGUGGCCCCAGACCAACAGAACAACGCGCAGCGUGUUGAGGGCCUGGCGAUAAGCUGACGGCUGAAUCAGGUGUACUUGCUCAGGAUCACGGGACAGUUAGUACUGUUGGGGGGUAGCAGGUGGAGUUGGGGAUCACUGAGCUAGUUAUGUGUAUCGUACAGGGUAUGAAGCAUGUUAGGGUGUGGACAGAUUCUUAGCUAGUGAGUUUCAGAUGCUACUGUCUCCACAUCAUUACAUUGUUUGGGUUUUAAAGGAGUCAAACUGUUGCCAUGAUAUGCUAUAACUUUGAAAAUGACUUGUGUCUGGUGUUUCUAUUGAAUGAUUCUCUUUUUCUAAAAAAAUAUUAUAAUAAUGACCAUGACUGUUACCAUAGAAACACAUGAAUGACGUUUUGAGGGUGUUAAUGUGUGACGAACGAUCGAAUGGUAUUGAGAAUAAGUUCAAAUUUCAGCAAUACAUCCUAGUAUUGUGGUUCCAAUUAUCAGCCAUAUAGCCCUGCAAUGUGGCACCAGCGAGGAAGGCAGCUCUGGAGGUAGACGCCGCUGUCUCUUCCACUCUCCCGGACCAAGUCAAGUUUUGAGGGACGAGGCAUCCUUCAGUGUUGUUUUGGUGAUGCUGCAUCCAGUCUUCCGGAAUCAGCGGUACAUUCCAAAUGACCUGAACAUUCCAAAUACGAGCACCAUGCUGUCCCGUGUAUCUGCCUCAAUAAACCCCUGGGAGGUUAUGAUAGGUGACACUCACAGAGAAAGAUGGAAGCUCGGAGAGUUGAUUUUUUUUUAGUCUGUCAGUCUGUGUUUGACAGUGCAUCAAAUAAUGAUUAGAGGUGGCUCUUUAUCAACGGGCCCGCAGAACUGUUAUGACCAGUUUUAAAAAGCUAUUUAGCAGUUUCAGCCGUAAUGCUUUCCACAAUGUCACAACGUGCCUAAACUUGUCUUUUUUUAUGCAAUGAAGGCAAUUUUGGUUGUUUCAAAUACCUUUUAGACAUAAUUAACUUUUCCAUUGAGCUGUUUAAGUGAUUGUUUUCCCCAGUCUCUGAGUGUACACUGUGUGUGUGUGUGUGUGUGUGUGUGUGUAUGUGUGUGUGUGUGUGUGUGUGUGUGAGUCUUCCUGCUGUUGACGUGUGUGUCAGGGAUUUGGCAAAGCUAACUGACUGGCUGACCAAGGGAAAAACACUGACCCUCCAUCUAACCUCUGACCUUUACUUCUAGGGUCUGAACUCAGUGUUUAUUGCUGAAGUUCAGCCUCACCAUGGUUACAGGUUAAAGGUGUUGUUCCCUCGUUAGCAGAGACUGCAUUCACGUUAGAUGCAGCAUGUCAGCUCUGUCUGAAUUUUCCUUCACUUUUCCAAAGGUGCAGUCUGUAAUGAUUCAUCGAUACGGGUAUAACCGUAAAUGGAGCUCUGUCUGUGUGUCUGUCUGUCUGUGUGUGUGUCUGCCUGUGUGUUUGUGUCUGUGUGUGUGUCUGCCUGUG
Molecule: messenger RNA, 4344 nt
Organism: Esox lucius (northern pike)
Lineage: Eukaryota; Metazoa; Chordata; Actinopteri; Esociformes; Esocidae
Gene: creb5b
Product: cAMP responsive element binding protein 5b
Exons: 12
Coding region: 145-1647 (500 amino acids)
Biological process (GO): regulation of transcription by RNA polymerase II
Molecular function (GO): DNA-binding transcription factor activity, RNA polymerase II-specific; cAMP response element binding
Source: RefSeq, a predicted model, not a curated record